AUGAGUGGUCUCGCUACUAAGCAACAGUCGCUCAAGUUAUUUGAGAAGCUCAAGUCGAAGCCUGCGAAUAAGAUCUGCUUUGACUGCGGCCAAAAGAAUCCGACCUGGACUUCAGUACCCUUCGGUAUCUAUCUGUGUCUGGACUGCUCGUCCAACCACCGAAACCUCGGCGUUCAUAUCUCCUUUGUACGAUCGACAAACUUGGACCAAUGGCAAUGGGAUCAGUUGCGUUUGAUGAAGGUGGGCGGCAAUGAAUCGGCCACCAGAUUCUUCCAGCAAAACGGAGGAACUGCAGCAUUGAACAGCAAAGACCCCAAGACGAAAUACCAGUCCAGUGCGGCCACAAAGUAUAAAGAUGAGCUUAAGAGACGGGCUGCUCGCGACGCUAAAGAAUACCCCGACGAAGUUGUCAUGGCCGACGGCGCCGAAGAUGGCUCCUCAACUCCUGCAGGAGAGCCUGACGACGAUUUUUUCUCUUCGUGGGAUAAGCCCGCCAUCAAGCGGCCUACGCCGCCCCUCUCGCGAACAGCGACUCCUCCUGUCGUUGGCCGAACUCCCUCGCCGUUCUUGAACGCUGGCAAUGGCAAUGGAAAGGACACUUCACGACCAGCGUCAUCCCUCGCCAAGUCCGACUCUACAGGUGAAUCAAAGCCCGCCGCCAGCCGUAUUACUACGUCAGCUGCCCUCCGCAAGACCACGGCAGCAGGCGGUCCCAAGAAGCUCAACGUGCUUGGUGCUAAGAAGACCCAAAAACUUGGCGCGAAAAAAGUCGCCGGUGACUCUAUUGACUUUGAUGAAGCCGAGAAAAAGGCCAAGGAGGAGGCUGAGAGAAUUGCUAAGCUUGGGUACGACCCGGAAGCCGAGGACGAGCCUACUAAAGAUGCUCCUGGGGCCGCCACCAUUAUGGCCCCCACUCCCGUGAGCCCUCCCAGAUCCAGCGCCAGCUCUCACACGCGACAAAAGUCAAACGCCGAGGUCGAGAGACUGGGAAUGGGUGUUGCACGCCUGGGAUUUGGUCAGGUCGGAGGGACAAAAUCGACCGCCCAACCAGCAAAGAAGAAUGCAGAUGACUCGAACAACUACGCACGAAACAAGUUCGGCUCCCAGAAGGGCAUUUCGUCCGAUGAGUACUUCGGUAAGGGAUCGUUCGAUCCCAAUGCCCAGGCAGAAGCCAAGUCUCGUCUACAAGGAUUCGAAGGCGCAUCUGCCAUCUCCUCCAACGCCUACUUUGGACGACCCGAGGAAGAUGUCGAGGAAGAGUACGGCGAUUUGGAAUCAGCCGCCAAAGACUUUGUUCGCAAAUUCGGCAUUACCGCUAGUGACGACCUGGAAAAUCUUACAAACGUCCUUGGCGAGGGAGCUACCCGCCUGCAGGGCGCUAUUCGCAACUACCUCGGUAGUUGA
This is a messenger RNA of Metarhizium acridum CQMa 102, 1404 nucleotides long. The record is from RefSeq and is a predicted model, not a curated record. NCBI's taxonomy places the organism in Eukaryota, Fungi, Ascomycota, Sordariomycetes, Hypocreales, Clavicipitaceae.